This is a messenger RNA of Geodia barretti, 1185 nucleotides long. Lineage: Eukaryota; Metazoa; Porifera; Demospongiae; Tetractinellida; Geodiidae. The record is from the annotation of a GenBank genome assembly.
AUGCCCGUGCUGCGCCAGAUCCGCGAGCGCUUCGCAAAGGAAAAGCCGCUCACAGGCUUGCGCGUAGCGGCCUGCCUGCAUGUAACCAGUGAGACCGCCAACCUGCUGCUCGCGCUGCAAGACGGCGGCGCCGAAACCGCCAUCUGCGCCAGCAACCCGCUCAGCACGCAGGACGAUGUGGCAGCCGCGCUAGUUCACGAGUACGGCAUACCCACCUUCGCCAUCAAGGGCGAGGACAGCGAGACCUACUACUCGCACAUCAACUCCGCCCUUGAUACCAAGCCCCAUAUAACGAUGGACGACGGCGCGGACCUCGUGGCGACGCUUCACACCGACCGCACCGAUGCGCUCGACGGGCUCAUCGGCGGCUCAGAAGAGACCACAACAGGCGUCAUCCGCCUUCGCAGUCUUGCCGAAGCGGGCAAGCUCAAGUACCCAAUCAUCGCCGUCAACGACGCCGACACCAAGCACUUCUUCGACAACCGCUACGGCACGGGCCAGAGCACCCUCGACGGAAUCACCCGAGCCACCAACAUCCUCUGGGCGGGCAAGACGGUGGUCCUCGCCGGCUACGGCUGGUGUGGACGCGGCGUCGCCCUCCGCGCUCGCGGCAUGGGCGCGCAGACAGUCGUAACCGAGAUCAACCCUAUCCGCGCGCUCGAAGCCGCGAUGGACGGCCAUCAGGUCAUGAGCAUGGACAACGCCGCGAAGAUCGGCGACAUCUUCAUCACGCUCACCGGCGGAAUUAAAGCCGUCGGACGCCAGCACAUCGAGGUGAUGAAAGACGGUGCAAUUCUCGCCAACAGCGGCCACUUCAACGUGGAGAUCGACAUCCCCGCGCUUGAGGAACUCGCAGACGGCAAGCAGGAAGUGCGCCCAUUCGUUGACGAGUAUCUAAUGGGAGACGGAAGGCGUCUCAACCUGCUGGGUGAAGGACGCCUCAUCAACCUCGCAGCCGCCGAGGGGCACCCUUCCGCUGUCAUGGACAUGAGCUUCGCCGACCAAGCCCUCUCAGCCGAGUACCUUGCGCAGUUCGCGCACUCGCUCAAGCCGCAGGUGUACGACGUGCCCCGCGACAUAGACGAAGAGGUCGGACGCCUGAAGCUGCUGUCCAUGGGCAUCACCAUCGACACGCUUACGGCAGAGCAGGAAGAGUACCUCGGAAGCUGGGAAGUAGGAACUUGA